AUGGCCUGGUUGAUUCAAAGAGGAGAGGUCACAGUGCCCCAACUGGGCCCGGAAUCACCGGCCACAGAUGUUCAACAACUCAAGAAUGGCAUGAAUGUCAUCGCUGCGUUGCUUCGGAAGAGGAACCUCAAGGCUCGCGUGCCUCUCGUGGCCGAGACGAAAUCGAAGCCAGCGAAGCGCACAGCAGAGAAGGAGAAGAAGGGCACCAAGCCCCUGCCUAAGGCCAAGCCCAGCCCGAAGCCGAAGCCCAAAGCAAGCCCCAAGCCAAAGUCCAGAGCGAGCCCCAAGCCGAAACCCAAAGCGCAAAGCAAGCCUGCUGCCCAGCCUCCCAAGCAGAAGGCUGAGAAGAAGCCACCUCCCAACACAAAGCAGGCCAAGGCACCACGCGUGAACCUCCCGCCGACGGUUGGCAAAGGAGGAACGAAGGGCCACGGACGGGUCUUUGCGCAGCUCCAGCAGAAUUUGCGUUUGGCACGGAAAGCAGGGGUGAAAAGGAUGUCUGCGAACAUUGUGGAGGAGAUGAGGGAGGUGACACCUUUCGAUGUGGUCUUGAGCCUUCGCCGGCGAACAGGGGGAAUGCACGCCCUCUCUUCGAAGAUGAGUUGGAACGGCUCAUUCCGGUGGAGGUCCGCCGCAGCCGACCAGAUGCAGGGGUGGGGAAACCUCCUCAAGAUCGGGUGGCUUGUGAAGCAAAUCCUGGUGAAUCCAUUGUCGGACGCUCCCUGCGUACGCCACGGCGCCCAGAUCCGCGCCCGGAUCACGGCCGCCUGCCGAGAUCAGGGGAAGUCCUUAGAUGAGCGCUUGCUGCAUGGACCCCAAGUGCACUCUUGGGUGGCAGGAUCCGGAGCAAGAUGCCAACUCAUUGAGUUGAUGGUGACGUCCAUGCAGUUGGGGGAGACAUGUGUCACUUGCAGCCGCGACAGCAGUCUAUAUGCCGACAGCGGCUUGCGUGUGGUCUCGGACAAGUACCAGGAGGUGGAAUAUGCAAUCAGUAUGGAAGACGUUGGUCAGCCACUACCCCGUGAAGCCUCGGGUUUGAUCACAUGGGCCUUGGAAGAGAAGUCCGUCGCGGCACACGUUCUGAAAGAGGGCUUGGUGCAUUUAGCGCUUCAGAAGUAUUUGGUCCUCAGCAAGGAGCUGGACAUGCUAGGUCCAAGCACUGAAAGCUGUGAUGCUGUGACCCUUCGAAGGACCUGCAGGCUCAAUGCUGCAAUCUGCUUCUUGAGACUCUCGCGUUGGCACGAUGUUAUCUCCACUUGCUCUGAAUUGCUGGCCGAAGAUGCAGGAAUGGUGAAAGCGCUCUAUUUGCGAGGGCAGGCACACCUCCAGCUCAAGAAUUUGGAAGGCGCAAAGCAGGAUUUCAGCCAUGCCCUUGAACUCGAUCCCUCAAACGCAGAGAUUGAGAAGAAAUUGGAGAGUUGUCAACGGGCCCUUCUCAAAGCAGACGCACGGAAAGAGUCCAAAAAGGAGAGGUCCAGCAACACCUUGGACAAGUGGAGUUAA
Durusdinium trenchii is the source of this 1503-nucleotide messenger RNA. Lineage: Eukaryota; Dinophyceae; Suessiales; Symbiodiniaceae. The record is from the annotation of a GenBank genome assembly.